Saccharomycodes ludwigii is the source of this 2718-nucleotide messenger RNA. RefSeq names its product Aim3p (gene AIM3). Bases 1 to 2718 code for a protein of 905 amino acids. Gene Ontology annotation, cellular component: actin cortical patch. Lineage: Eukaryota; Fungi; Ascomycota; Saccharomycetes; Saccharomycodales; Saccharomycodaceae. The record is from RefSeq and is a predicted model, not a curated record. Gene Ontology annotation, biological process: barbed-end actin filament capping. The transcript has a single exon.
AUGAGUGAAUCUCAUGGUUCCGGCAGUCACGCUAGUGGUGGUGGUAGCGGUAGCAGCAGUGGAGGCGGGUUUUGGUCCGAAAAUAAAGGUUCUAUUAUGUCUGGUUUAGGACAAGCUGCUAAGCUGGGGUAUAGAGGCACCAAAUUUAUAGCCAAAACAGGAUAUAAAGCGGGUAAAGCGGGUAAAGCACAAUACGAUAAGUCAAGAAAUAACAAGAAAAAAGGCCAUGAUGAAGCUGACGAUGAAUAUAAAGACGAUGAAUUUGAAUAUGAUAGGGAAGAGCGUAGAGGCUCAUUUACACAUGAUCAUGCUCAAAAUGCCAAUAGGUUUGGAAGACCUCCUUUGAGAGAGGACAGACAACAGCAAUACGGUUACUCAUCUCACGAACACCAGCAGUAUGGGGAUUACCCACCCCAACGAGGUCGUCAGCAAGAACAUGAUGACUAUCCACCUCAGCGUGGAUGCCAGCGGGAUCAUGAAGGAUAUCCACCACGACAACAGUAUGAGAGGUAUUCACCUCAACAACAAUCGCAAUACGGUGACUAUCCAAAUCAGCAAACGCAACAGGGAUAUACACCUCAACAGCAACCAGCUUAUCCUCCCAGACAUCAACAACAACAACAACAACAACAACAACCAGCUUAUCCUCCCAGACAACAACAACAACAACAACAACAACCACCACCACCAGUUUUCCCUCCCCAACAGCAAACACCUUCACCAGGUGAACUUCAGCCACUUUAUAAUGCAAAUGGCGAAAUAAUUGGAUAUGUUCCGGUUCAACAAAAUGGUGCUGACUAUUUCCCACAAUCUGCAACAUUUCAAGGACAACAGCCAUCAGUUAUGCCUUCCAGAGCAGCACAUCCUUUACCACCACAUGUGCAAGGCCAGGGUGCUUUACCUCAACAAGAGACACUUCCCAGAAUGCAGCAUCCGUUACCGACCUCGUCACAAGGACAACAAUCAAGCUAUAGCGAAAGGGCACCUCAGUUUCCAGAGAUGUCCACAGCUAACAACUUUGGGGCUUCUCCAAUGUAUGCCCAACAACAGGGCCAGUCUGCUUAUGAUUUAAAUGGGCCAGCGCCAAACUCAUCUUCUUCUGCACUCAUAACAAAUGGACCAAUCGUCGAAACAAACCCAUAUGUGUGGAAGGACGAAGAAACUAGAAAGGAAGAAAAGAAACUGCCGAUAAAUAUGAUAGAUAUAUCUAAAUUGGCACCACCCCCUAAACAUGUAGCUAGAGGCCCGGAAGCAGGACCUUCAUUUAGCGAAGAGGUUACGAAAAAGUACAAAAGCCCUGUACCUGGAGAAGUUACUGAAGAUAGUGUUGCCGUUAGUCAAGACCUCAACAAGAACGCCAAUAAUAAUGGCGGACGAAAUACAAAUCACAGCAAGAUUAAAUUAAGAGCAAUCUCACCCGAACCAAUAUCUAGAAAGCCUACAGAUGUUAGUGUUUCGAGCAGUAUUAAUUCAGGAUUUCCUGCGCGUCGCGAAGAUUCCACUGAUAAUAUACACGAUGGGGGAAGUGAUGAAGAUACACAAGCUUUAGAGAAACAGAAAGUUGAAAGCGAUGCUAAUGAGCCUAAAAUUCUGAGAGAAAAUUAUAAUUACAAACCUAACAUUGGAUUUGCUCCGCCACCACCUCCACCAGGUAGUAGUGAGCGUUUCAGUGCCUCUAAUACCGACAUGGGCAAUGGUGCAACUUCGUUGGCAACACAUUCAUCUGCUUCGUCUUUAAUAUCGACCAGUAACAAUAAUAGUAAUUCUACCACUUCGAUCGCGAAAGAAUCACGUUCUGUACCUAAGCCACCAUUGUCUAAAUCUAUUUCAUCUUUUAAUAAUUUAAGAGAUGGAAGUAAAAGGGAAAAUGGCGAUGGACCACAAGCUGCAGUUUUGGGAUCUAAUUACAAUUAUAACAAGCUUGAUGUUAAUAAAUUUGCACCACCACCUAAACCAUAUAGGAAUCUUGAGCAACAACAGCAGCAAAACGAAAAGAAUUUUGGCUUGUCAUCUAAUUCAGCAGCCAGUGUUGCAUCUACCUCUGCUGCGCCUUCAUUUUAUUCUGGAAAUGACAGUGUAUUCAAUGAUGUGCCAUCAGCUACCCCACAUAGAAGAGAUAGCAGCAAGGAAUUACCUCUAGGUAACAACGGUGAUGGUGGUAGUAUUAAUAGUAAUGAUAAUGAUUAUCAUAAACAUUUUAAUCAAAACGGUACUGACCACAGUAUUAAACCUAAAUUACCACCGCCUGUUGGCGCCAAACCAUCGAAAUUAAAAACUGAUAUUGUGUCACCAUUGCCGGCAGUUAAACCUAAGCCGAAUUUUUUGAGAGGAGGAUUAGAUACUGCUAGCAAUAACAAUGUUGAAGAAAAGGGAAGGAAAGAAGCAACAACUUUUGAGGAGAAUGAAAAUUUGAGGCACGAAUCUGCGCACGACUUGAUUAAUGAAUUUAACAAAAAGUUAAAUUUUAAUAAUAAUAGUAUGAUUGCUGGUAAUGGUGGUAAUGUUAGUGACGUGGAUAAUUUUAGUAUGAUUGCUAAAAAUAAGAAAAAGAAAGCUCCGCCCCCAGUCAAACCAAAGAAAAAAAUGUUGUUGCCUGGAAGUUAUGUUACUAAUGAAGAUAUUAACACUGAAUUAAAACAUGAUGAUGAUAAUCCAUUUAGCGUUUAUUCUAGAAACACUGUCCCUACAGAAUACAAUAGAAUGAACGCACGUCCAUGA